UUAAACGCACUACUGUGCUGCUUCUGUUUAGUUUCAUAUCCUCCAUCUUUAUCUCUCUCUUCUUACGACACAGAACAAAUGGAAGCAACAUGGACCACAGCUAUUGCGGUCACAGUGAUGAUUCUUGCAGUGAUAUGGGGAUGGAAGGUGCUGAACUGGUUGUGGCUAACGCCAAAGAAGCUUGAGAAACGGUUGAGAGAGCAAGGCUUUAAAGGCAGUCCGUACAGGAUUCUGGUUGGGGACACACGAGAAAUUGUGAAGAUGCUAAAACAAUCCCAAUCUAAACCCAUGGAUGUCUCUGAUGAUGAUAUAUUGCAACGUUUCUACUGCUAUGUCCAGCAAAAUACAAACAAAUACGGUAAGAAUUCAUUUCUUUGGUAUGGACCAAAACCAAGGGUGACCAUCGCAGAUCCAGAGUUAAUCAAAGAUGUAUUGAACAAGAUUCAUGACUUUCCAAAACCUCAUUCGAAUCCACUUCUUCGUUUGCUAGCUUCUGGUAUCGUCAGUUACGAGGGUGAGAAAUGGAACAGACAUAGAAGAAUAAUCAAUCCAGCAUUCACUUCAGAAAAUAUUAAGAUUAUGAUGCCAGCAUUCUUGAAAAGUUGUACUGAUAUGAUUAGUAAAUGGGAGGGAAUGUUGUCCUCGGACGGAUCAUGUGAAAUUGACGUGUGGCCUUUCCUUCAAAAGUUGACUAGUGAUGUAAUUUCUCGAGCUGCAUUUGGAAGUAGUUACGAAGAAGGGAUAAGAAUAUUUGAGCUUCAGAAGGAGCAAGCUGAACUCACUAUGAAGGUUCUGAUGAACGUUUACAUUCCUGGAUGGAGGUUCGUACCUACUAAGAUCAACAGGAGGAUGAAGGAGAUUGAUAGAGAUAUAAAAAAUUCACUUAAAGUGAUGAUUAAUAAUAGAGAGAAAGCAUUGAAAGCAGGUGAAGCUACCAAAAAUAAUGAUUUAUUGGGCAUACUUUUGGAAUCAAAUCAUAAGGAAAUUCAAGAUCAUGGAAAUAACAAGAAUAUUGGAAUGAGUCUUGAAGAUGUAAUUGAAGAGUGCAAACUAUUCUAUUUUGCUGGUGAAGAGACAACCUCAACUUUGCUUGUUUGGACUAUGGUGUUAUUGAGUAGGUACCCUGAUUGGCAAGCACGUGCAAGGGAAGAAGUCUUGCAAGUCUUUGGAAAUCAAACGCCUGACUUUGAGGGGCUGAGUCGUCUUAAGAUUGUCACCAUGAUUUUCUAUGAGGUUCUCAGAUUAUACCCACCGGUAAUUGGGCUUACUCGAAUUACUCACAAAGAUAUGAAACUUGGGUACUUAACAUUGCCUGCUGGAGUUCAACUUUCCUUGCCAACUCUCUUGGUUCAUCAUGAUCCUGAAAUAUGGGGUGAGAAUGCAAAGGAAUUCAACCCGACACGAUUUUCCGAAGGAGUUUUAAAGGCAACAAAUGGCAGAGUUUCUUUUUUUCCGUUUGGAUGGGGUCCUAGAAUAUGCAUCGGACAGAACUUUGCCAUAGUGGAAGCAAAAAUGGCUUUGUCGUUGAUUUUACAACAUUUCUCGUUUAAACUUUCUCCAUCCUAUACUCAUGCUCCAAUCAAUAUGAUUACUCUUCAACCCCAAUAUGGUGCUCAUAUCGGUCUACACAAGGUGCAAGCUUGAAAUAGAAGAAACUCUUAUGUAUUGUUUUUAUUGUCAUUCUACACAUUAAUGUUGAAAUAUAAUAUUGUAUUAAAUUUCUGCAAUUUGCUUAGGGAAAGUUCUUAAUUUGCUAUUGUAUUAUUGGAAGUUUAUAUUUACUGGAGUAAAUAGGGAUCCAAAUUCAACCAUAUGUAAAUAUAAGGCCAUAUCAAGUGUGUUGUUUUUUA
Messenger RNA from Arachis duranensis, 1850 nucleotides. RefSeq names its product cytochrome P450 716A67. Gene Ontology annotation, molecular function: monooxygenase activity; heme binding; oxidoreductase activity, acting on paired donors, with incorporation or reduction of molecular oxygen. The coding region runs from base 79 to 1644 and encodes 521 amino acids. The transcript is spliced from 5 exons. The record is from RefSeq and is a predicted model, not a curated record. Lineage: Eukaryota; Viridiplantae; Streptophyta; Magnoliopsida; Fabales; Fabaceae.